GGCGGCCAAUGAAACGCCCGUUGUCUGACAGCGUCACAGGACAUAAUCAGCCUUCACACCUUAAGUUCCAGCCACCUGUACAUGCGUCGUACUGCAUGGGUUCGCUUCUACACGUGGACAGUGUGAGCUGUUGCACAGUGGAGGCCAGCAGGGGGCAGCAGCAGAGAGCAGGCCUGCAAAGAGCCGCUCAAUGGUCCAAUUAUGCUCCUGUGGGACUUGUUAAUCCCUGGCAGCAGACUACCAGGUUGCCGUCGCGUUGACUUGGUGCCUCGUCAGAGAAGGUGCGCGUGGAUUAGAAUACCAUUGUACAAACUCAAUGAAUGCCCUCUCUGUAAUACGGAAUAAUGGAAGGUCUUGAUGCUUUGUUUGCCAAGUAAAUCUGCGUCAAAUGUCCGCCGGCUCCGUCAGAUCUCGGGCCAAGCGAGCAGUUCCAGCAGCCGUUCCCGUGUGUGGAUGCGUGGACGCCGGCUGCAUGCGUAUCAGGGACCCCAAACACUCAGCGCACGCGCGCGAGCAGCCGCCCCGCUGUGCUGAACGUGGGGAUCGGCCUGAGCCUCGCUCGCGGCCGGGGACCCGGACUUGUGACUCCUGGACGCAGGCGUCUGAAGCGCACAUCACCUCAGCUCAACAUAGUGGAACAGAUUUCCUGACCCACUUAUGGGCUGAGAACGUGAAACGUGUCAGGAAUUAUAGUCAAGUAUUAAAAAGAGACACUGUUCUGGCUUGAAACCUAACAGCAGUAAAAGAUGAGCUGUGUAUCUGUGUGGGAUGUAAAAGGACACUAAUUGAUUUAAGACUAGUCAGUGUAAAAGCAAUAGAUCCAAUAGUUAAUCAGAAUCCAAUUGUUAUUUUUACUCCAUCUAUUUUUUGUACGCAUUCAUGUUUUACUUUCAUGAUGAAGGCUUUUAUCCCGCAGUAAGGCCUGGUAUGUGAAUCCACUCAGCCGCCCUUUGUCGGUGUCUCCGCUCAGCUACAACUGCGGGGAUUAAAUGGAAGCACAUGAUGGUUCGGCCCCGUGAUUUCUCUGAGAGCUGGAGUCGCGCGCUCAUUCCCUCCUCUUCCUCUUCCUCUGCGCGUCUCUCCUCCUCGCUCUCGGCCCGCUCCGUCAUGGCAUCCCCGCGGCUGGAGACCUUCUGCUGCCCGAACCGGGACGCGGCCACGGACUUCGUGGUCACCUUCCAGCCCGUGCUGUUCGGCGCCCUGAGCCUGGGCAGCGCCGCGCUCAGCCUGGCGCUCGCCGUCGUGCAGAUCCUGCCCAAACGCAAGGCUUUCAGGAGACUGGGCCAGUACCCGCUGCCGCGGCCCGCGUCCUCCUCCAGGAUCCUGUUCAUCAUCAGCGUUUGUGACAUUCUGGGAUGCGCAGGUAUCGUCGUCAGGUCGUCGGUGUGGCUGGGCCUGCCCAACAUCAUCGACAACAUCUCCCUGGCCAACAGCACCGAGGCGGCGCCGGAGGUCUUCUGCGUGGGCAGCGCCAUGUGGAUCCAGUUGUUCUUCAGCGCUUCUUUCUGGUGGACCUUCUGUUACGCCGUGGACGUCUUCCUCGUGGUGAAAACGUCUGCAGGAAUCAGCACCAUUAUCCUCUACCACAUGAUUACAUGGGGCCUGGCCAUGCUGCUGUGUGUCGAAGGAGUGGCCAUGCUCUACUAUCCGUCCAUUUCUGACUGUGAGCGGGGCCUGCAGCACGCCGUCCCUCACUACGUCACCACCUACGCACCCAUGCUGCUCGUCUUCGUGGCCAACCCGGUCUUCUUCAGCCGGACCGUGUCCGCAGUGACGUCUCUGCUGAAGCGGCGACAGGGAAUCUACACGGAAAACGAGCGGCAGCUGGCCAACGAGAUCAAGAUGCGCUUCUUCAAAAUCAUGCUGGUCUUCUCCAUUUGCUGGGUUCCCAACAUCAUCAACGAGAGUCUCCUCUUCUACCUGGAGAUGCAGACAGACAUCAACGACAUUGGACUCAGGAAUAUCAGAAACACAGCCCUCAUUACAUGGUUUAUAAUGGGCAUCCUGAACCCCAUGCAGGCCUUCCUCAACACGCUGGCCUUCCACGGCUGGACCGGCCUGGACGUGGACCUCAGCCUGCAGGGCCGGAGGGAGCUGGCCUGGGACUCGGUGUCCACCUCCGUGCCCAACUCGGCCGGCCACAACCCCAUGGUGGGCACCACGCUGCUCCACCAGAGCCACAUCCAGGAAAGCAAGAAGAUGAUGGGCAACGGGCACCCCCACUCGGACGCCAUCAGCGUCCUCUCUGAAGGUUCAGAGUCUAGUACAGUUGAAAUCCACAUUUCCAGUGAGCUCCGAGACUAUGACGAUGUAGACGCUGACGGAGAAUCGUUGGAGAACUCUGUGAGGCACUAGCUGGGGUCGUCCACGUCCCGCUUCGCUCCACAUUUACUGUGUGACCUGGUUAUUUUUAGAUUAGUUUUGUUUUAGAUUAGCCUCCAUUGUCCUGGUGAGACUUUGCCAGAAAUGAACUAGUCACCAGAUUUAAUUAGCUGCUAAUUCACAAUAAGUCUGCUUCUUAAUUCCAAGCCUUUUCUUUUCCUUUAAGCUUUUUAAAUCUGUCUGCUGCACAGUUUUACACUACAGAGCGAUCGGCUGUACAGCUACUGAGGAGCCCCAGAGCUCGUCUGCUGUCUACUCGGCAAACAAGAAGACGACUUUUGUUUGGAGCUCACGUCUUAACCGUUAGAAGUGCCUUAAGUGCUAAAGAAAACAUUUCUCCUCGCAAAUUCUCAGAAUUGGACGCACACUGGGUUUGAGAUAUGCACUCGUGAUAAUAGGCUCCCAAGGCACAAAAGAAUCUAAUAAGCUAAUUAGUGUAUUUAAAAUAAAAAAGUUUCUUUGUUUUGUAUUCUCUGUUUUAUACUAUAUUAAAUGUCAAACAUAUUUCUUAAGCUUUUGUUGG
Molecule: messenger RNA, 2905 nt
Organism: Betta splendens (Siamese fighting fish)
Lineage: Eukaryota; Metazoa; Chordata; Actinopteri; Anabantiformes; Osphronemidae
Gene: gpr143
Product: G protein-coupled receptor 143
Exons: 9
Coding region: 1000-2355 (451 amino acids)
Biological process (GO): regulation of calcium-mediated signaling; G protein-coupled receptor signaling pathway; melanosome organization
Cellular component (GO): plasma membrane; melanosome membrane
Molecular function (GO): L-DOPA receptor activity; L-DOPA binding; dopamine binding
Source: RefSeq, a predicted model, not a curated record